UCAUGCAUGGGCGGGGUUUGGGAGUAUGACGCAGGGGCCGCCAAAAUCCAAAAACUUCCAAAAAGCGAGCUGUAUCAUCUAACAAACGAAAAAAACAAUAAUAUUAAACACGGUAAUAUAAAAAAGCAUAACUGUGGAACAUGGAGGGGGCGUCUACGAAAGGUGUUUUGAGUCAACUCAGUUUGCUGGAAGUUCAGGCAAGAAGCCGUAAAAGUCGACUUCAUCAGCCGAGUCGUGUGAAGGAGCUGAAGGCGAAAGUUGAAGCACUGAGGAUCCAGAGAGACCAGCUGAGAGCUGAGAUAGAGACUCACAAGAAUCUUGAGAAACUCAGGGCCUCUAUGGACAAACAGUGUUCACAAGAAGAAGAGGAGGAAGAGAAAAUGGAUGAUUAUUCUGAAAACUCACAACUACUGCAACUGAUGGCCAGACAUACACAACUGAAAGACCUUCUGUAUGCUCAUCACAUCGUUGGUGGGUACAAUGUCAUAAGGACAGGUCAAGGUAAAGGACUGUGUGCCUCUCUAGCGACAGCCUACGAGGGCGUCUACUUAGAAACCUACAACGUGGAGAUCGACUUGAAGCCGAGGCUGAGGAUCAGUCGCCAUAAUGUCCCUCCGUUCAUUCCUGUAAACAGCCUGGCUGAGCAGAGCAACAUGCAGACGGAUAUCCGGUGUUUUUUGGACACCCUCAGCAAACAUCUCAACGCCUUUGCUGGCCGUAAGCAGCAGCUGAAGCUUGUCAAGGAACUCCACAAGUCUGUGGAGGUGUUUGAGAGUAAUGUUUUGUGUUCAAUACUGGUCAUGCUGUUGACUUUGCCCGGAGAGAAGUCCACUGUUCUUUGCACACUCAACUACACUGAUCACACCAGACUUCUCCCCACUGGCGUCCACUUUGAGUGUAAAGACAACGCACUUCCCGAUACUCCAGAGUGGAAGAAAAACUGCAGCCUGCUCAUGGAGACUCCUGUGCACAAAGCUUUGAUGACCAUGAUGAAGAAUGAGACUAUUUUGUAGUUUCAUUCACAAGUUUUGAUGUUUAUUGUAAAACACGUUUAGAAAGUGUCUCUUUUUGUAACUAAACUGUAAGUUUAAAAAGUCUGAGUUCACUUAUGGAGGUUCCAGAUGUAUUGGCACCGCGUUGUGUUUUUCCUUGAGCUUCUCUAUAAAUGCUGCCACUCUGUUGUUUAAAGUUUCCAUCUGAAACUGUUUCAGCCUUUCCAUUUCUUCACGGGCUCUCUGCUGACGCCGGGCAAGCUCCUUUUCUGAUAUGGAGUCAAUAGCUGCAAUGUUUUUCAUCUGCCUGAAGGACAUGCUGCUCUGGACGUUGCCUCUGUGUCUCACUGAACUAGCAGGUUUAACAGACGUCGGUGGUGGUGGUGGUGGUGCUGAUAUCGACCGACCCUGCUCCACCAGAUUCUCCACUUUACUGGUAUAAAUCUUUUGCCCCUCAGAUGUCUGGCGACCUCCGGAUUGUGUGUCUGUAUUUUUGUAUUCCCAGAUGUCUUUCAUGGCGAUGUUGACUGUAGCUUCAGGCUCGCAGACUUUCACCAUCAGCAUUCUUCUGUGUUCAUGUAUCAGAGAGUCUCUCCUUUGUUGAAGCAUUUUGCGAGUGUACUUGUACUGUUUGUCCAACAUGUUUAAUUUAUGCUGGCAAUCCCUGUCCGCCUUUUGGUUCGACACUCUCAGAUCUCUCUUCAGUACAACAGAUCCGAGGAAACUUUGGUCCAUUUUAUGCAUUUGCUAGAGGGAUAAAUAUGCAUUUUUAUCUCAUCAUAUUUCCCUUGUUCAGUCACAUUUGUUAUUAGUUAUCAAUUAAAGCUAUUUUCUUACCUGA
Messenger RNA from Labrus mixtus (cuckoo wrasse), 1833 nucleotides. RefSeq names its product centromere protein O (gene cenpo). Gene Ontology annotation, cellular component: kinetochore; Mis6-Sim4 complex. Bases 141 to 1013 code for a protein of 290 amino acids. The transcript is spliced from 6 exons. The record is from RefSeq and is a predicted model, not a curated record. NCBI's taxonomy places the organism in Eukaryota, Metazoa, Chordata, Actinopteri, Labriformes, Labridae.